UCUUAAAUCAUUGUUCUUGUCACUUUAUUAUGAAUAAAAAAAAAAUACAAUCACUAUUAAUCAUAAAAUCGUGAAAAUCAAUUAUACAGAAGAUCAUUAGCCUCAUUAUUUUACAACCAUUUUAUCUGACACCACAUCACCAUACACUAUGAGUUUGACAUCAAACUCUUAAAUCAUUGUUCUCGUCAUUUUUAUUAUAAUCCUCGUCAACAAGAUAUCAAUAAACAUAGUAAACGUAAAAACGUAUAUACUGUUGUAUUAGGUAGAACUGUUACUCGCGAUUUCGAAAAAGUUUGAAAUCAAAGCCAAAGCAGGAAAAGGGUCCCUUUCCAGCCCACGCAUAUGCCGCCGUGGAAACCCCAAUUUUUUACAAUAACCAAAAACACCAAACGAGAUCUUCGCACUAAAACAAACAUUAAAAAUUGUGAAGUGUUCAAGAAAUACAGAUAACUUCACCAUCAUAUUAUAGUAAUUACUUUGGCAAUUUGGGUUGGAGGUUCUUCCUUCCUAGCAAUAGCUAGAAUCUGCUCAUCUUUAGCUGCAAAUUUGUCUUUCACCAUAAGUACCCAGAAAACUCCCUUGUCUCCUCCACCCAUUCCCUCCCAAAGUCCUACCUUGCCCUCACUCUCUACCUACUUAGAUUUCUCCACGACAAUUACAAAACCAAACAAAGAAGCCAAACAAAAGUGUCUCGAAUAGUUUUUAUCUCUAUUAUUGUUACCAAGCUUUCCCAUCUCAUCCAUCUUUCUUUCAGAAACUGGCACUGAUAUUCCAACCUUUGUUCUUUCCCUCGAUCUUUCUCUCCUCUCAAACACCUACCAAAAUUCAUCUCAUUUCGCGAACUAUUUUGCCCUCUUUAUCGAUCAUCAUCGUCAUCUGCAGAAGAUGAUGCAGAGAUGCUUAUGCUGCGUCUUUCCUGAAAGCAGACGGCCCGAUGGUAAUAAUAAUCUCAGGUUAGUGGGUGGUGGAAAGGAUUACCCUUGGGAUAUAUACUCCCUGAAGGAGCUUCUCUACGCCACCAACAGUUUCCACAAUGAUAACAAGAUCGGGGAAGGUGGGUUUGGCAGCGUUUAUUGGGGCAGGACUAGUAAAGGCGUCGAGAUAGCAGUGAAGCGGCUGAAGGCGAUGACGGCGAAGGCAGAGAUGGAGUUUGCGGUGGAAGUGGAGAUACUGGGGAGGGUGAGGCACAAGAACCUGCUGGGCCUGAGAGGGUUUUACGCCGGCGGCGACGAGAGGCUGAUCGUGUACGACUACAUGCCUAAUCACAGCUUGAUCACCCACCUCCACGGCCCGCUCGCCGCCGAGUGCUUGCUCGAUUGGUCCACGAGAAUGAGCAUAGCCAUCGGCUCAGCUGAAGGCCUAGCGUACUUGCACCAUGAAGCGAGCCCACAUAUAAUCCACAGGGACAUAAAAGCUAGCAAUGUCCUCCUCGACGUCAACUUCCAAGCCAAAGUCGCCGACUUCGGAUUCGCCAAGCUAAUCCCUGAUGGGGUAACCCACAUGACUACCCGAGUCAAAGGCACACUUGGUUACCUAGCUCCCGAGUAUGCCAUGUGGGGAAAAGUCUCGGACAGCUGUGACGUAUACAGCUUUGGCAUCCUCCUCCUUGAGCUCAUCAGUGCCAAACGACCUUUGGAAAAACUUCCCGGUGGGAUCAAGCGUGACAUCAUCCAGUGGGUCACCCCUUACAUCCAGAAAGGUGCCAUCGACCACAUAGCAGAUCCAAGACUGAAAGGCAAGUUUGACCGGUCGCAAUUGAAGUUGGCAGUUAUGGUUGCAAUCCGGUGCACCGAUGCCAACCCAGAGAACCGACCCAUUAUGACAGAAGUAGUUGAGUGGCUUAAAGGAAACUUGGCUGGGAGACGUCCCAAGCAGGUUUCCCACGUGGAAGAUGACAUGGACGAGGAGGAUGAUGAAGAUGAUGAGACCGAUGAUACAGAUGAUACUAUGGAGUCACAUAAGCUCAGGGUUGAACAAUCGUUCGAUCGAAGGAAUCGUGCUGCUAAUUCCAAAGCUAGAUAAAUCUUCAUAUUCUGUCAUGAAUUAUAAAUAUAUGAUUAAUCAAUGGUGGCCGGCUUCCUAGGCUUGUGUUUAAUUAGGGGAAUUCAACUAUGAUUAUAAUCAGUUCCUCUUUUUUAAUGAAAUUUAUGAGUUUCU
Molecule: messenger RNA, 2157 nt
Organism: Linum trigynum
Lineage: Eukaryota; Viridiplantae; Streptophyta; Magnoliopsida; Malpighiales; Linaceae
Source: the annotation of a GenBank genome assembly